Messenger RNA from Anoplophora glabripennis (Asian longhorned beetle), 2415 nucleotides. RefSeq lists its product as uncharacterized. The coding region runs from base 1 to 2415 and encodes 804 amino acids. The record is from RefSeq and is a predicted model, not a curated record. The transcript is spliced from 2 exons. NCBI's taxonomy places the organism in Eukaryota, Metazoa, Arthropoda, Insecta, Coleoptera, Cerambycidae. Gene Ontology annotation, molecular function: nucleic acid binding.
AUGUGUACGAAAACUGAUACUCCCUAUACAGUAGACUAUGUCGUUAAAUUGUCGAAAAGUUUUUAUGUAGAUAAUUGCAUCACCCGUGUUCCGGAUGAGACCAGUUUGAGGCAGUUCAUUCAAGAAGGAACAAUGAUAAUGAAACAGGGUAAAUUUGAAUUCAGAGGGUGGAAGCACUCUCGAAAAGAACACAAGAAAGAAGCGUUUGCUCCUGUACUCGGUCUGAAAUGGUGUUUAACAAGAGACACUUUAAUGGUCAAUGAUACUUUGUUAACAGGAGAUUUGAAUUUGGAAGGCAUAGUUGUAACGAAACGAAUUAUAACCGGAGGUCAUGUGUCUAUCCACUUAUUGGCGGCAAAGGCUAGAGUUGCUCCGUUUCAUAAAUUAACCAUACCUCGUCUGGAGCUACUGGCUGCAACAAUCGGUGCCAGAUUAUAUAUCAAAACUGUAAAGAAUUUCAGUGGCGAAAUCGAAUCCUAUUUUUGGAGCGACUCUUCAACUGUUGUGGCAUGGAUUCAAAGGAAAGAAGAGUGGGCUACAUUGUGUGGGGUUUGGAACAGAGUAGCAGAAAUUCGGGCGCUAACUCAUCCAAAAUUAUGGAGACACAUACCUGGUUCAAAAAAACCCGCCGAUUUACCUUCACGAGGCUGCUCGCCUAAAUACUUAUUGGAGUCAAAAUGGUGGGAGGGCCCAGAAUGGUUAUAUGAAAGUCAGGAUAGUUGGCCAACUGACGAAUUGGCUUGCGACGAGCUGGAGAUUAAUCUGGAGAAAAAGAGGAAACUAACCACCCUUUUGUGUUCAGCGGCUGAUGAAUGGCAUCUUGAUUAUUUCUCUGGCUAUACCAGGACUAUAAGAAUGGUAGCCUGGAUAUAUAGGUUUUGUUAUAACCUCAAACAUCCCGAAGAAAGGCGCAGAGGUGAAUUAACUACGGAUGAAAUGGAUAAGGGCGAAACUUAUGUUAUUAAGAUGAUACAGGCUCAGAGUUUCUCAGGUGAAGAUGAGAAGAGGUUAAGCGGUUUAAAUCCAUUUUGUGACAAACAUGGUAUUUUGAGACUGAAAACAAGAAUUUCGAGAAGGGAAGACCUAGAAAAUUUUAGAUUUCCCAUGAUACUUCCUUCUAAACAUCCUGUUGUGGAGAAGCUGAUAUUAGAAAUGCACAAGGAAAAGUCGCAUGCUGGUCCCCGGAUACUUCUUAGUUUGCUGCGUGAAUCUUACUGGAUUCUAGGAGGGCGACGCACCAUCAAAUCAACUUUAUCUCAGUGUGUGGUUUGCAAGAGGUAUAAUUCUAAACACUUUGUUGUUGAACCUCCCCCACUACCUAAGGACAGGGUACGUGACGAGGUCGCAUUUGAAAUGACGGAAGUGGACAUGGCAGGACCAUUAUACCUUCAAACAGGAGAAAAGGCAUGGGUGUGUAUGUUUACAUGUGCUGUUUACAGCGCUGUACACUUUGAGUUGUGCACAUCUAUGUCGUCACCUUGUUUUAUGAAAGCUUUUAGACGAUUCGUGGCGAGACGUGGUCGACCUAAAGUAAUUUAUAGUGAAUGCGGUACGAACUUUGUAGGGACUGAGAAUGCUCUAUCGCAGUUAGACUGGGAAACCAUUUUCCGAGAAACCUCUACCCAACGGAUAAAAUGGAAGUUUAACCCACCUACCGCGGCUCGGUGGGGCAAUUUCUGGGAGCGUUUGAGCGGUAUUAUGAAGCAAAUGUUGCAAAAGGUUCUUGGUCGCUCUAGUUUUAAUUAUGAGGAUUUAAUGACUAUACUAUGCUAUUGUGAAUCUGUGAUAAAUUCACGACCGCUUACUUAUAUAUCUAAUGACCUGAAAGACUUGGUACCUAUUACUCCAUCCAUGUUUUUGAGAGACCUGGUAGAUAGUGAUUUACCUGAUUGUGAUAUUAUACACCAGAAUUCACUCAAUCGAAAGCUACGUUAUCGACAAAAAAUUAGUUUGGAUCUCCGUCAUCGCUUUCGAAGCCAAUAUCUUGGUCAACUAAAACUCAAAUUUAAUAAAAGGCCAAGUCGACCAAUUACAUUUGGAGAAGUAGUCCUUGUAGCCAACGACAUCGAUAAACGUUUACACUGGCCUCUUGGACGAAUAAUCGAGAUCAUUCCUGGCACUGAUGGAAAAAUUCGACUCGUCAGGGUAAAGACAGAGCGAGGGCAACUUUUACGUCCUAUACAACGAAUCUACCCUCUGGAAUGUCUGGUUGUCACUACGGCAGAGGAAGAUUCAUCCCUGCAAGAUCAUCCGGAUACAGAAGUAGAAGACGUCCCCCAUUAUCAGCAAGAAGAGGAAUCUUGUGAUCAUGAAAGUGCGGGAAUGUGUAAAGAGCAGAGCACCCGAAAGAAUUUCGCGAAGUGGUCGAGUGAUUCAUAUGCCAAAAAGAUACCUGUAACGCCUCCAAUUUUGUAA